Molecule: messenger RNA, 4028 nt
Organism: Eriocheir sinensis (Chinese mitten crab)
Lineage: Eukaryota; Metazoa; Arthropoda; Malacostraca; Decapoda; Varunidae
Gene: Rat1
Product: 5'-3' exoribonuclease 2 homolog
Exons: 18
Coding region: 85-3507 (1140 amino acids)
Biological process (GO): nuclear-transcribed mRNA catabolic process
Cellular component (GO): nucleus
Molecular function (GO): RNA binding; 5'-3' RNA exonuclease activity
Source: RefSeq, a predicted model, not a curated record
CCGCCCUUCUCUCCACUAGCUGAGGCGGAUUUAACAGCUGCGGCGUAGACUGAAGGAGGAGGACGCCGCCGAGGCAUCGCCAGCAUGGGAGUCCCGGCAUUUUUCCGCUGGCUGUCCAGAAAGUACGCGUCUGUGAUCAUCGAGUGUGUGGAGGACAGGCAAUACAACACUGACGAUGGAAAGCAGAUCCCUCAGGACACCUCCAAACCCAACCCUAAUGGGAUCGAGUUUGACAACCUGUACCUGGACAUGAAUGGGAUCAUCCACCCUUGCACCCACCCUGAGGACCGCCCCGCCCCCAAGAAUGAGGACGAGAUGAUGGUGGCGAUCUUUGAGUGCAUCGACCGCCUCUUUGCCAUCGUACGGCCGAGGAAGGUGCUGUACAUGGCCAUCGACGGUGUUGCUCCGCGCGCCAAGAUGAACCAGCAACGCUCCAGGAGGUUCAGGGCAUCAAAGGAGGCUGCCGAGAAGAAGACAGAAGUGGCUCGCCUCAGACAGGAGCUGCAGGAUAAGGGUUACAAAGUGCCACCUGAGAAGCCCAAGGAGGCACACUUUGACUCCAACUGCAUCACACCCGGCACGCCUUUCAUGGACAGGCUCUCCAAGUGCCUACAUUACUACAUCCAUGAUCGCCUCAACAACGAUCCAGGGUGGAGGGACAUUAAGGUCAUCCUCUCUGAUGCCAACGUGCCCGGCGAGGGGGAACACAAGAUCAUGGACUAUAUCCGCAAGCAGCGCGCCCAGCCGGACCAUGACCCCAACACGCAGCACGUCCUCUGCGGCGCUGAUGCUGACCUCAUCAUGCUGGGUCUGGCCACGCAUGAGGUCAACUUCACCAUCAUCCGAGAGGAGUUCAAGCCCAACAAACCCAAGCCCUGUGACAUUUGCGGCCAGCUAGGACACGAGCUGAACGAGUGUGUUGGGGUGGCAGAGGGUGGUGCGGGGGAUGAGCCCGAUAAGGUGUUCGAGGAGACGCGCUACAUCUUCGUGCGCCUGAAUGUGCUGCGCGAGUACCUGGAGAAGGAGCUGGAGAUGCCGAGCCUGCCCUUCAAGUAUGACUUUGACCGCGCCAUCGACGACUGGGUGUUCAUGUGCUUCUUCGUAGGGAACGACUUCUUGCCACACUUACCUUCCCUUGAGAUCAGAGAGAACGCCAUUGACCGCCUCGUUAAACUCUACAAGGACUGCUGCUACAAAACGGGUGGCUGGUUGACGGACAGCGGCACGGCUAACAUGCGGCGUGUCCAGAUGAUUCUCCAGAACCUCGGCAAAGUGGAGGACGAGAUCUUCAGGAACCGACAGAGGAGGGAGCUGGACUUCCGCGCCAGGGACAAGGCCAAGAAGAAGGCUGAGAAGAUGGAGAAGGAGGCCGCCAACAGGUUCAAGAACGAGACUGGCCAAGGGGCGCUGGGCGUGAUGAGGGCCGGGGAGACUGCUGUAGCUCAUGGGGCCAAGGACUCCAUCAUGGAACAGCGCUACAUGAACAUGGACCGCCAGGGAGGACAGGGACGCGGGCAGAAGAGGUCCAUAGACAGUGUGAACGGGUCCGACGACGAGGAGGAGACUCCGGAUGAGGUGCGCCUGUACGAGCCGGGCUCCAAGGACCGCUACUACGAGUCCAAGUUUGAAGUGAGCCCCAACAACCUGGAGUUUAGGAAGAACGUGGCCGAUGAAUAUGCUCGUGGCCUGUGCUGGGUCCUCAAGUACUACUAUCAAGGCUGUGUGUCGUGGGACUGGUACUUCCCCUACCACUACGCACCCUUCGCCUCAGACUUCACCAACUGCGAGCAUGCCAACGUCACAUUCAACCUGGGGACGCCAUUCAACCCCCUGGAGCAGCUGAUGGGGGUGUUCCCUGCCGGCAGCCGCUCCCACGUGCCGGAGCCGUGGGGGGAGCUGAUGCUUGAUCCAGAUUCGGUCAUCAUCGACUUCUACCCCGAGGACUUCAAGAUCGACCUCAACGGGAAGAAGUUCGCCUGGCAGGGUGUGGCUCUCCUUCCUUUUGUGGAUGAGAAGCGAUUAAAGAACGCGCUCGAGGAAGUCUAUAACCAGCUGACCCCAGAGGAGAUACGGCGUAACCAGCGCGGCGACGACAGACUCUACAUCAGCGUCAAGCACCCAUCAUACACCAGCUUGAUGGACCUCUAUCGCCUUGGCAUGGACAACGAGAACGAGGUUCCGAUCAGUGGCAAGGAGUUCCAGGGGAUGCAGGGCUUGGUGCUGCUGGCCAAGGACAAUGUGGAGACCAACGGUGUGCUGAGGACCCCGGUGCAGGGCAUGGACGAUGUGCUGAAGAACCAGGUGGUCACAGUGAGGUACCGCAACCCCAAGUACCCCUCGGACUUCAUCUUCCCGGCCAGGAAGCUGGAAAAGGCCAAGGAGCCUCCGCGCGUCCUCAAGCCAUCAGACCUCAAUCAGCAGCAGUCCAGGAACUACCGUCCAGUCAUCGGCUUCAAUCCCAACAUGCCCCGCGCCCACCUGGACUCCUCCGGCCACCGCGCCCUCAACCACAACCUGCCGAACCUUCAGGGUGGAGGAGGGCUGUACAGCCAGAACGUGCCCCUCCUCAAAGGUGAUCGAGGAGGGGAGGGGCUUCUGGGAGCAAGUCCUUGCCUGCUUCCACCUCCACCGACACCUGGAGGCGGCCUGGGCUCUGAGCUAGGUGGUGGAGGAUCUCUCAUGGGUUCUGGAGAGGGAGGAGGAGGCCUCUUAGGAGCAGGACCUGAUAUGCAAGCAUUUUACGAAGACUCUGGAAAUGCUCUUGGUCACUACAGCAACCAAGGCAGGGGUCAGGGCCGAUACUCUGGGGUCCCGCCGCCCGGAGACUCCAGGGACAGCAAUCGCAGGUCAGGUGGCGGUGGCGGUGGCGGCCGCAGCCUCUUGGGAGAACCGCCGUCCUUCAACUUCCCCAUGAUGAGCCAGUCGUCGAAUUACCGCAGCAACUCGAGAAGCAGUAAUUACUCAGGAGGUGGAGGAGGAGGUGGAGGUGGAGGAGGAGGAGGAGGAUACAACCAGAACUACAGCAACUCCGGGGGCUAUGGUGGCAGGUCUCAGGGCGGGUAUGGUAACAAUGACAACAGUAGCAGGUCCCAGGGUGGCUAUGGCAAUGACAACAGCAGGUCCCACGGAAGCUAUGGUGGCGACAAUGGCAGGUCCCACGGAAGCUAUGGUGGCGACAAUGGCAGGUCCCACGGAAGCUAUGGUGGCGACAACAGCAGCAGGUCCCAAGGUGGCUAUGGCAACAAUGACAACAACAGGUCCAGUAGCUACAGCAGUUCUGGAGGUGGGUAUGGUUACAACACCGGGAACAGCAGCAACAACUCACGCUCUGGCAGCAGCUACGGUUACAGCACGUCCAGUCACUCCUCGGACAGUUACAGCAGGAGUAGCAGCAGUAACCAGGGCGACGGAUAUGGCUCAAACUGGAAGGGCCGAGGUGGAAGUGGAGGUGGAAGUGGAGGAGGAGGAGGAGGAGGAGGAGGAGGGUAUUACACGUCAAGGAAUUAGUGUUAAGGCAUGGUUGUUUGAGGAUGUGUGUGCUGUUUUGUUGUUAGGGAUGGCACCGUUUCCCGACAGUCUUCUUUCCUGUGUGUUCUCGGAGCGAAGUUUGACACGAUGCCUGGCUAGUCAGUCAGUCAGUCAGUCAGUGGCCCUCGUUUAAUUGUAGGUUAGCUAGCUUGAUAUCUGUAGCGUUCCGUGUAGCAAUGUUGCUGGGUAUGGAAGGGAGGCGAUAGGGUAAGAAAGUGAGCUGCAAUACCACGGGAAUGUACAUUUAAUUUAAUUUCAUGUUAUUAUAUCAAUUUACCUUUUCCCUUAGUGAAGUUAUGGGAUGUGCAUCUUUGCAGUAUAGAGUUUUAUAUAUGAUUUUACUAUAUUAAGCUUCAGUAUAUGUUACUGAACAACUGACUGGGCUGUCACUGUUAAUAGCCUACAGUAAGUAUUUUCCCUUUGUCUUAUUUAUGCCCAUGAGUCACACUGAUGCAGCCCCUGUCCACCACUGUAAUAAUAACAUUUGAGUUCUGCUUUUA